Molecule: messenger RNA, 4094 nt
Organism: Paramormyrops kingsleyae
Lineage: Eukaryota; Metazoa; Chordata; Actinopteri; Osteoglossiformes; Mormyridae
Gene: b4gat1
Product: beta-1,4-glucuronyltransferase 1
Biological process (GO): protein O-linked glycosylation via mannose
Cellular component (GO): Golgi apparatus
Molecular function (GO): glucuronosyltransferase activity
Source: RefSeq, a predicted model, not a curated record
UUUUGUGUGUACGGAAAUGCCGUCUUCUGCUGAAAGGAGUAGAGCUUUUAAAAGCGUUUAUGACUAUGGGGGAGACGUGUUCGUAAGUGAACCUUAAAUCAGCAACUUUGAGGGCCCUAUCGAUUGUAGCAGUAGAUGAUGAUAUUAACUGCUAGCCAGAUGACGUAAAUAGUAAAAUCCAGUCUUUCUACCUAGGCAGCUAAAUAUCCUCUUAUUAGUCGAUCAUAGCUAACUACCGAAAAUUGUUAAAGGUUACAGGUGGCUUCUCGUGCACAAUAAUAUAUAAUGUACUAAAAUAAACAUCCUAAGAGGCGAUCUUCUGGAAUGCAUUUCUCUAAAAAAUGCUCCGUGUUUAAAGUGGUGCUCAGUGCUCUGCUGAUUGUAGCGCUCCUGCAGUUAAUCUACCUGUCCUUCCUAUCAAAGCUGCACGGCAAACAGCAGCGCUACAGGUAUACGGAGUUAUUUGGCAAGAGAAAUGCGUACCAGGGAGAGAAAAACACAAGGAAAGAGCGUCUCAAGUACUCUCUGUCCUCUGGGGGCAUUUUUGAUAACAGUGGACAGUAUCGUAUAUAUAAGAACUUAAUCAAAAGUGACUAUUCGACGAAUCAGAAGUCCGUUGUUGAUGCCAGGUCAAAUCGGAUAGCGCUGGCCACGCAUACGUCCAUCAACAACCUCUAUCACCUAGACUCGCUGCUAGAACGCUGGCAAAAUCCUCUCUCAGUUGCGAUAUUCGUGCACGGACAGGAUGUUAAGUUUGCCACUGCAUUUGUCUAUGCCCUUAGCAUUUUUUGUCCAAAUGUACAAGAGCUGGUGGACUUCCACCUUGUGUGCCACUCUGGAGAAACGGCCAGUUUCCCGGAAAAGGACAGAGAGCAGUUUGCAGGGUUGGAAGACUGCAGAGGAGUAUUUGCUAAACUUGAGUCACACAGGAACAAAUACCAGAACUAUGCUAUCGGUGGCAACAUCUCGUAUCCCAACAAUCUGCUACGCAACGUGGCGCGAGGGGGUACAGAAGCCGCUUACAUCCUGGUCAUCGAUAUAGACAUGGUGCCCAGUGCUGACCUCCAUCAGCAGUUUGCCGGCAUGCUGGAUAGACGUGAACCUGUGCCUGAUGAGGUCUUCGUCCUGCCGGCUUUUGAGAUUCGGCACACCCGCAAGAUCCCCGCCUCCAAGUCAGAACUAGUACAGCUGUACCAGGUGGGUGAGGUGCGGCCCUUCUACGAAGAGCUAUGCCCCCGGUGCCAGGCCCCCACCAACUACUCCCUGUGGGUAAACUUGAACGGGCCUGUGCCAGGGCAGUUAGAUGUUGCCUACACCCUCAACUGGGUGGACCCCUGGGAACCUUUCUACAUUGGACCACGUGCCGUGCCUCUGUAUGAUGAGAGCUUUCGGCAGUAUGGCUUCAACCGCAUCAGUCAGGCCUGUGAGCUCCAUGUGGGUGGUUACAAGUUCUCAGUGCUCAGCUCUGCUUUCUUGGUGCACCGCGGCUUCAAGGUGAUGGGCGACUUCCACAAGCACAAGGAUGAGGAGAACCGCCGCAACCGUCUGCUGUUCCGAAGCUUUAAGGAGGGGCUCAAGACCAAAUACCCAGCCUCCAACCGUCGCUGCUGAGGGCCCCUUUAAGUAUUUCAGACAUUUCGGCAGCUGGCUUUCCUAUAGAGUCCCAUCAAACUGAACAUGCUCGGUGGGGUCUGUACACUUUGGUGACUUAACCAUCAUCAGUCCGGUCCUGCUUACUAUAACGAGGUCUCAUGCAAUCAUGACAUGUAGACAGUAUGUACAAAAGGUUGGGUAAAUGCUCUAGAUAAAGCCUGAGAGAGUUAAACUCUUGUGAACUGUGCUUAUUCAAGGUGAAUCAUUGAACACUAAUAUUACUGCUGUUUAACAAAUUUUAUAGUUUUUUUUUGUGUAGUAAUGUGUGCUUAUUUUAGUAAUGUAUGCUUUUUCUCAUCUUGGACCGUAGAGUUCUGAUGGGUCCUCUGAACCUGUGCCUGUUUUAGUGGGCAUCGUCUCUCACCUACUACUUACUGUACAUGGCCCUUGAAUGUUGUUCAGUGGUCAUGUAGAGACCCAAGUGCAUCAGUUCUGUAGUAACCUCACUCUCAGAUUGUAAACACUGUUGUAUACGACUGGGUAUCUCGGUGCCUAUAUACAGAGAUAGGUAGUGCCCAGAAUGAACUACAGAAAAAAAGUGAUGGGAGAAAUGUUAUCUUAUUAGGAAACUUGAACUUUGAACCUCAGCGAUUGGUGUUCUUGUAUGCAGAAGAAUUGCAUUAAGCCUUGGAAAUAAGCCACUUUUUCCUAUGGUUAAUAAUGGUAUAAUGUUGAUCUACCUAUGAUCAAAAACACUACUUGUUUUACAUAUAAUACUGCAUUUAGAGAAUAUAUGCAUACAUAUGUAUAUAUCUAUUUGUGCUGGUAACUGUGAUGUUGGAACUAGUGAGGUAUAGGACCUGCUGUGCUGUUACAAACUGAAACAUUAAGCAAACUUCUAUAACUGCUAUUCCCGUCAGGACUUAUUUAUUUGUAAAUGUCAGUCUGAGGGAAUAGUAUGCUAUUGAAAUUUCUGUAGUUCGUCUGUGUUGUUUUUGUCAUGUGAUGUGGCAUUACGGCUGAUAGUGGAUAAGUGAAGGUUGGAUGAUUGCACUCCGUUACCUUUCAGUUACAUCAUUGUUCUAGUUGCAGUUGCAACAAUGGUUGCCAUUGAUUUCUAGGAUUCUUGACUCAUAGACACUUUGAUCUGCAGUUAGUAGAAUCAGCUGUGUCCUUCAGAAAUGGUCAAGCUGUUUGGCUCCUGUCACCAGCCUUGGCCUGCGAAUGUUUAUUCAUAAAUCAGAUAUGCUUGUUCUAGACAGAAUCUUAUGUGUGAUCUGACUGGUAGUAGACUCUGUAAAAGGGUACUUCAUAAUUUAUCAUGAUUAUUCAAGACAAGAACAUGAUAAUGCAAGUUCUCUAUUGUGAACCAGUGACAUCAGUCUUUACUGUGAUGCAGUGAUUUCCAGUCCUCUAGCUAUAGUGUCAUAUAGCCAUAUCUGUUGUUACUCUGCCUGGCACUAAGAUCUUAAUUUAACAUGUAUUUAUUUCUGUCAAGAAACCCUCCCUUGCCUGUUUGGAUAAAUGGAAUAAUGACUAAUGUGAGCUAACUAUUUAACACUUUUACAGAACUACUUGUGAUACACAGUAUCUGAACAGCAUUCAGCUUGGGAAAAGCAGUCGUUCCCUUGUUGUAUGUGGUCCUCCACAUCACAAGCCGCCUCCUUCACCAUGGUGACCUUUGCACUCUUACUUACCGGGAACCUGUGUCCAAUCAGCAGCUGCUUCAGCAGCUGCUUCAGCUCUCACUUGUCCAGGGCAUGAAAAGGACAUGCAAGACCAGUGUUUCUCCCCCAGUCCUCAGGGAACCUCCAGACAGUCCACGUAUUUGUUCCAGGAGCUAGAAGGGAACAAAAAUUUGAACCAUCUGGGGGUCCCCAAGAACCGGGUUGGGAACCACUGGUCUAGGUGUAGGUUAGUUUACCUGUAAAUAAAAGCAUGUGUACACUGGACAAAUUCAUUGUCUGAGCCCUUGUAGAGUAGUGGAAGGGCUUUUUGCUUUUCUCUUUAGUGCUUCAAUGUUUACAUGUCAUGCCAGACAGACCUUAAAGUAGGCAGAACCUUUUCACCUAGAAUAUAUGAGCCUCAUUUUCAAAUGUUACCAAAUUGCCCUUUGUCUUUGUCCUCUUUCACCCUAGCUGCUUCCAGGACAAAGUCAUCAGUGGCCUCAGCCUGCAUGACUACAAUCAUGAUGCUGACAAUAGUUGUAUCAGUCGUCUUCUUGUAGUGGCUGCCCACAUCCUGGGUAACUUUAUUACCUUAUUUUUAUACACAAUCUGUGUUCCCGGUUACUAAACAUUUAUUUCUGGAGUAAUUGGGAUGAAGUACCUUAUGUUAACAUAUUUUGCCAGUGACAUAAUCCAUUGUUUCUACCAAGACUGAAAGUGUUAUUUUAAAUAUAAUUUUAAAUGCUCAAAAAAUGUAUAAAUAUAUACAAACGCUCCUCUACUUACAAACUUUGACAUACGAACGAAGAGGACUGCAAGUCCAAAUUGUGUUCC